UUGUGUGUGACUGACGUUCUCGAUUCAUCAUUCACCAACCUUACAGGGUCAGCAAGGAUAUAUAAGCUGGUGCACACCUGCUCUACAGUAACGACUCCAGACCUCCACCAGCUAACCUCAGCCUGUUACCAAAGUUCAGGUGCCUUGUUUGACUCCACAGUAUGCUGCCUGGGAGAGAGGCUGAUGUCCAGCACUGCGUCCUGACGAGCCGCUGGCUGCCCGCAGCGUUGGUGCUGUUCCUCUUCCUCUCCUCCAGUUUCAGCAGUGCUCACAGCACCACAGUGGAGCACGACUUCCACAUCGUUCACAAUGUGGACAACAGAAGUCCAGAGAUAGACCCAUUCUGGUACGUGGGGCGUGGGGUGAGACCCAUCGGGCGCUUUGGGAAGAGGCACAGCAGUGUGGGUGCUCUGGGAAACGGGGAGAUGCACCCUGUCGUCCGGACACUGGAGCUGCUCCUCAACAGCCUCAAAAACAAGCAGAAACUCGAGAAAGUGUUGAAUGGAGAGGACAGGGAUUGGUUACCGUGACGACGUGUCCUCCAUCUGUAGCACAUAACUGUUUUUCCCCUGUAAUGUCUGUUCUGACGCCUUUGUUGUAUCUGUAAAUAAAAUGUAUUCUAUAUUGAUUAAAAAAUAAGGAUGUGGUGGUAAUAU
Solea senegalensis (Senegalese sole) is the source of this 656-nucleotide messenger RNA. RefSeq names its product prolactin releasing hormone 2 (gene prlh2). Gene Ontology annotation, molecular function: hormone activity. The coding region runs from base 162 to 530 and encodes 122 amino acids. NCBI's taxonomy places the organism in Eukaryota, Metazoa, Chordata, Actinopteri, Pleuronectiformes, Soleidae. The record is from RefSeq and is a predicted model, not a curated record. The transcript has 3 exons.